AAGGAGGUGGGGGCAGGGAAUGGUGAUGAAGGGGUAGAGGUGGAUACAUGGGCCGGGGAAGGGACGGAGGAAGAUGCAUGAAGUCACGUGCAUUGAAGCGCUUGUUUUGUGAGUGAGAGUGACUAUUGGAAGCGGCAGCCCUGUGUGUGUGUGUGUGUGUGUGUGUGAUUCAGUGUAGUUCAGAGAGGUGGUGUGAGCAGACGCAGGCAGACGGAGGGGACAGAGCAAGGCCGACAGACGGAGGCAGGGUCAUAGAGGAGGAGGGUUGCCCAGUGUCCACAAACAAACAUCCACGGACUCGCUCGCACACCUCGUCGCCUCCUCCUUCACUCCACCCUCCAUCGGUCCCGCGAGCACACUGGUUUUCAAGCACCUGCAUCAUGGCCUCUAACAAGGCAGACCUCACCACCGCCACCAACACCCCUCCCCGUCGCCCUGCCCCCAGUCCCAUGAACUUCAGCUCCACCACCACCACCACCUCAGAGACGGCGCCACUGUUGCACCGGGAAGACCCGCCGCCACGUUAUUCCGCUAUCGAGCCUGCGUGGGAUGUGCCUCUAGACAACCCAGCCGCUGGGCACACCGCCAACCUAACCACUACUCACACCGCUCCAGCCCCUCCUGGCCAGACUUCUCUUGCCAGCCCUGGCUCAACACAAAGCUACAGUUUUCCCCCCGGGUGGUGGUCGUGGGUGCCGGGACCAGCCCAGCUGUUUCCCCCGGGAUUGGAACACCUGAACAACGUGAGCAGCCUGUCAAUUUACAAGAAAGGGCGAAAGUUCUACAUCAAGCGGAGUGUGGACGUGCUCUACACAACACGACCGCUGAAGGACACCAAGGGGACUGCGAUAUACCGUGUGCAGAACAACGCCAACCUGGACGUGCUGCAGCUCACCUCCACCACCAAGAAGGAGUCCAUCCUCUCGCCAUACUUCCUGCAUGUGGAGGUGUCAUUCCCCCCUGGCAACGUGGUGGGUGUGGUGCAGGGGAGCGGUUCCAAGUACACAGGCCACAACCCUUCAGGAGACCUGCUCUUUGUUGUCCACAAGGAGUCUACGUCAUGCUGCAAAAAGCCAAAUUUCAGGGUGGAGACAAAGGAGACUCUACCACUAGGGGCCCUGGAGUGGGUCCGGGCUCCAGGCUGCUGCUGUAGGGACCGGAAUAUCAUGGAGAUCUGCUUCCCCGUGGAGCUUGACCUCAGGUGGAAGUCUCUCCUCCUGGGUGGUGCCUUGGUCCUUGUGUUGGUGGCCUUGCCCUGCACCGUGCGUAGCCUGAAAAUCACCGACUGGGAGGCGGAGACUUUUAAUACUGAAAUACCUACCGACACCACCAAGGACACAACGGGCGGUUCAGGUGGUUCGGGUGGCUCUGGCGGCUCUGGUGGGUCUGGCGGAAGCACCGGAUCAUGUGAGUGCGGUGUGCCCAACCUGACUCGCAUUGUGAAUGGAGCCACCGUGAGCCCCGCGCACAAGUACCCGUGGCACGUGGGUCUCAAGAAGAAAGGGGAGUCAUCAUACUGGUGCGGCGGCACAAUCAUCAACAACAAGUACGCAAUUACCGCCGCCCAUUGCUUCUUCAAUCAAGCAGGUGAACGUGAGUCCGACGAGGGCCUGGUAGUGGGCGUGGCCGAUCACGAUAUGUCGAGCACGAGUGAUGACGUGAAGGGGGUGACGCGGCUGGUCAACGUGAAGAAGGUAAUCCUUAAUGAGAAGUAUAACAAACAGAAUGGUGACAGCGACAUUGCUCUGCUGCUGCUGGAGGAAACACUCGACCUCAGCAAGAACAAGGAGCUGCGCGCCGUGUGUCUGCCCAAGGACGACUCUAAGACCUACGCGGGGGUUAAAGGCAUUGCCACCGGCUGGGGAAAUCUAAAGGAAGCCGGGUCGCAGCCUGAUAAGCUUCAGGAAGUGGAUCUGCCCAUUCUAGACCCGAUGUGCUGGAACCACGACGUCACCCCGAAUAUGGUAUGCGCCGGUUACAAGGACGGCAGCAAGGACACCUGCCAAGGGGACUCCGGAGGACCGCUUUACGUCAAGGAGGGUGCCAAGCUCGUGCAGGUCGGAGUAACCUCUUUCGGCACCGGUAAGUGUGCUGAUCCUGGUAAUCCCGGCGUCUACGCCAGGGUGUCCAAGUUCCUGACGUGGAUCAAGGAGAAAACCUCAGAUGCCACCUACUGCAAGUGAUGAUCCUGCCCUGCCCUGCCCUGUUUGAACAAUGCUCCUUUCACUUGUAAACUCUGAAACUGCCUUCCUUUGUCUUUCGUUCGUCCUCCGACGUAGAGGAGGGGAGUAUUAAGACACCACUCCAUAUAAUAUUGACACUCGGCUACUCUAUCAACUAUUCGCAAGAGCAGCACCAGCGGACUUUUUUGUUUCCUCCUUUUCUUUAUCCCUUGAGCUUCCUACUUCAGUGUGAUAAAAAAACGUACAGCUAUCUACCAUAAUUGCCACAAUGUUGCAAAGAGAGGGAGAGUAAUAAAGACCUUGCCAACAACA
Molecule: messenger RNA, 2495 nt
Organism: Eriocheir sinensis (Chinese mitten crab)
Lineage: Eukaryota; Metazoa; Arthropoda; Malacostraca; Decapoda; Varunidae
Exons: 8
Coding region: 381-2183 (600 amino acids)
Biological process (GO): proteolysis
Molecular function (GO): serine-type endopeptidase activity
Source: RefSeq, a predicted model, not a curated record